Molecule: messenger RNA, 928 nt
Organism: Thlaspi arvense
Lineage: Eukaryota; Viridiplantae; Streptophyta; Magnoliopsida; Brassicales; Brassicaceae
Source: the annotation of a GenBank genome assembly
CGCCACGUUAACAAGUCAGCUCAAUCAUCUGCCACGUCUGCUUCCAAAUUUUCUUAAUUUUGGGCAUGCGAGACGUACAUACACAACUGUGGUUUCGAUUCGAGACGAAGAUCUGAUUUUUUUCUUCUCUUUCAGUUUCUUCUGUGAGAACAGUGAGGUGGAAGACGAAAUCAUGUUUUUGUUCGAUUGGUUCUACGGAAUCUUAGCUUCGUUAGGGUUAUGGCAGAAAGAGGCGAAGAUCUUGUUUCUCGGACUCGACAAUGCCGGCAAAACCACGCUACUUCACAUGCUCAAAGACGAGGUUGAUGCUGUUGUCUACCUCGUGGAUGCUUAUGACAAGGAGAGAUUCGCAGAGUCGAAAAGAGAGCUAGACGCUCUUCUAUCAGAUGAAGCACUUGCAACAGUCCCGUUUCUGAUUCUAGGAAACAAGAUUGAUAUCCCUUACGCAGCCUCGGAAGACGAGCUUAGGUAUCACUUGGGUCUCACCAACUUCACCACCGGUAAGGGCAAAGUGACACUUGCAGACUCCGCUGUUCGUCCGCUCGAGGUCUUCAUGUGCAGCAUUGUCCGCAAAAUGGGAUACGGCGAGGGAUUCAAAUGGCUUUCACACUACAUCAACUAAAGACAUCAUCAUCAUCAUCAUCAUCAUCAACAUCUUUUUAUUUUUUCUUUAUAUAUCAAACCAAUCCCCAAGAACAAUUCCGUAGAAUUUGUCUUUUCUUUUAGCUAAGGGCAUUUUAUGAAUGAGGAUGUCACAUCCUUCACCUAAAAGACAUGAAAGACUCUUAUCUCCUUUUUUGGUUUUUUUUUUUAUGACUUUCUAUUUAACUUUGGUGGCUUGCUUUUCCCAACUUGUUCAUGUGUCCACAUUUUUUGUCAACGGCUUGUGUUUUAUUCAAUCAAAAUUGGUUCUUUCGGAUGAUUAAAU